Molecule: messenger RNA, 327 nt
Organism: Saprolegnia diclina VS20
Lineage: Eukaryota; Oomycota; Saprolegniomycetes; Saprolegniales; Saprolegniaceae
Exons: 2
Coding region: 1-327 (108 amino acids)
Source: RefSeq, a predicted model, not a curated record
AUGUCUGACCACCACAAGAGCAUCAGCGACACCACCAAGUACGACGUCGUGGUGACGCCCAAGGGCGACGCCAAGGUCGACGUCGCAACGCCGGCCGAGUCGGAGCAGAAAUUCUCAUUCCUCUCGCUCUACCGGUACGGCAACGGGUGGGACGCGGCCUUGAUUGGCGUCGGCCUGCUCAUGUCGAUCGUCAACGGCGCCACGUUACCUCAACGACACCGCACUCAACUUCCUCAUCCUCGCAUUCGUCUUGCUCUUCUCGGGCUACGGCUCGUACGCGUGCUUUGCGAUUUCUGCCGAGCGUCAAAUGCGGUCUUUGCGCCGUGA